CGGCCGCCGGAUCGACGGGCGCGCCCAGGUAGCUGGGUGGCCGGCGCUGCGUGCGGACCCUCGCGGGGACCUGCGCCGCCGCCACCAUGUCUCAGGAAGGUGUGGAGCUGGAGAAGAGCGUCCGGCGCCUCCGGGAGAAGUUUCAUGGGAAGGUGUCCUCCCGCAAGGCAGGGGCUCUGAUGAGGAAGUUUGGCAGCGACCACACUGGAGUGGGGCGCUCCAUCGUGUACGAGGUAAAGCAGAAAGAUGGACAGGAACUGAGUAAUGGCCUGCCUGCCCAGGACCCACCAGAGGACAUGAAGCAGGACCAGGACAUCCAGGCAGUGGCGACCUCCCUCCUGCCGCUGACAGAAGCCAACCUACGUAUGUUCCAACGCGCCCAGGAUGACCUGAUCCCUGCUGUGGACCGGCAGUUCGCCUGUCCCUCCUGUGACCAUGUUUGGUGGCGUCGUGUGCCCCAGCGGAAGGAGGUAUCCCGAUGCCGGAAGUGCCGGAAGCGCUACGAGCCGGUACCGGCCGACAAGAUGUGGGGCCUGGCUGAGUUCCACUGCCCGAAGUGUCGGCACAACUUCCGGGGCUGGGCACAGAUGGGGUCCCCAUCCCCCUGCUACGGGUGUGGCUUCCCCGUGUAUCCGACACGGAUCCUCCCCCCGCGCUGGGACCGGGAUGCACAGCGCCGCAGCACCCACACCCACUCCUGCUCGGCUGCCGACUGCUACAAUCGGCGAGAGCCCCAUGUGCCUGGGACAUCCUGUGCGCAUCCGAAGAGCCGGAGGCAGAACCACCUGCCCAAAGUCCUCCACCCCAGCAACCUCCACAUCAGCAGUGGCUCUACUGUGGCCACCUGCCUGAGCCAGGGGGGCCUCCUGGAUGACCUGGACAACCUCAUCCUGGAGGACCUGAAGGAGGAGGAGGAGGACGACGAUAACGACGAAGAGGGUGGGCAUGGGGCGUGACCCCUGCCAGGUGCAGACGCAAACCAGACACGGUCUGUGGAUA
This is a messenger RNA of Loxodonta africana (African savanna elephant), 999 nucleotides long. RefSeq names its product shiftless antiviral inhibitor of ribosomal frameshifting (gene SHFL). The record is from RefSeq and is a predicted model, not a curated record. Gene Ontology annotation, molecular function: ribosome binding; sequence-specific mRNA binding. NCBI's taxonomy places the organism in Eukaryota, Metazoa, Chordata, Mammalia, Proboscidea, Elephantidae. The transcript has 8 exons. The coding region runs from base 87 to 956 and encodes 289 amino acids. Gene Ontology annotation, biological process: viral translational frameshifting; innate immune response.